CACCCCGUGCGCGCGGCGGGCAGGCCCCCGGGGCGGCCAGCCAUGACCUUCGGGCGCGGCGGGGCGGCCUCGGUGGUGCUGAACGUGGGCGGCGCCCGGUACUCGCUGUCCCGGGAGCUGCUCAAGGACUUCCCGCUGCGCCGUGUGAGCCGGCUGCACGGCUGCCGCUCGGAGCGCGACGUGCUCGAGGUGUGCGACGACUACGACCGGGAGCGCAACGAGUACUUCUUCGACCGGCACUCGGAGGCCUUCGGCUUCAUCCUGCUGUACGUGCGCGGCCACGGGAAGCUGCGCUUCGCGCCGCGGAUGUGCGAGCUCUCCUUCUACAACGAGAUGAUCUACUGGGGCCUGGAGGGCGCGCACCUGGAGUACUGCUGCCAGCGCCGCCUAGACGACCGCAUGUCCGACACCCACACCUUCCACGCGGCAGACGAGCUGGGCCGCGAGCAGCCUCGUCCCACCGGGCCCGAGGCGGCUCCCUCCCGGCGCUGGCUGGAGCGCAUGCGGCGGACCUUCGAGGAGCCCACGUCGUCGCUGGCCGCGCAGAUCCUGGCCAGCGUGUCCGUGGUGUUCGUGAUCGUGUCUAUGGUGGUGCUGUGCGCCAGCACGCUGCCGGACUGGCGCGCGGCGGCCGCCGACAACCGCAGUCUGGAUGACCGGAGCAGGUACUCCGCCAGCCCUGGGAGGGAGCCCUCCGGGAUAAUUGAAGCUAUCUGCAUAGGCUGGUUCACCGCGGAGUGCAUCGUGCGGUUCAUCGUCUCCAAAAACAAGUGUGAGUUUGUCAAGAGACCCCUGAACAUCAUCGACUUACUGGCAAUCACCCCCUAUUACAUCUCCGUGCUGAUGACAGUGUUUACAGGCGAGAACUCUCAACUCCAGAGGGCUGGGGUCACCCUGAGGGUCCUCCGAAUGAUGCGGAUCUUCUGGGUGAUUAAGCUUGCCCGGCACUUCAUCGGCCUGCAGACCCUGGGCUUGACUCUCAAGCGAUGCUACCGAGAGAUGGUUAUGUUGCUCGUCUUCAUCUGUGUUGCUAUGGCGAUCUUCAGUGCACUCUCUCAGCUCCUUGAGCACGGGUUGGACUUGGAGACGUCCAACAAGGACUUUGCCAGCAUCCCCGCUGCCUGCUGGUGGGUGAUUAUCUCUAUGACUACAGUGGGCUAUGGAGACAUGUAUCCUAUCACAGUGCCUGGAAGGAUUCUUGGAGGAGUUUGUGUUGUCAGUGGGAUCGUUCUGUUGGCAUUACCUAUCACUUUCAUCUACCAUAGCUUUGUGCAGUGCUACCACGAGCUCAAGUUUAGAUCGGCUCGAUAUAGUAGGAGCCUCUCCGCUGAGUUCCUGAAUUAAUGGGUUGCAAAUCAGUCCUUGGGCACACUUCAUCUGGUAGAGUCGACACUACUUCUUAUUCACGUGUUUCUCCCUGGGUGAGCGCUACAUGGCAUUGUCCUCCUGUUGGAAGGGUGACAUUAUCCUUCCCAGCUGAAGGGAUAGAACAGUUUACUUACAGAGUAGUCAAGACUGGGACCACACACACAGGACAGUGACAGGAGAGAGAACGCUAGGGCCUGGUCUUAUUCGGUCUCGUGGCC
Molecule: messenger RNA, 1586 nt
Organism: Rattus norvegicus (Norway rat)
Lineage: Eukaryota; Metazoa; Chordata; Mammalia; Rodentia; Muridae
Gene: Kcng3
Product: potassium voltage-gated channel modifier subfamily G member 3
Biological process (GO): regulation of potassium ion transport; protein homooligomerization; potassium ion transport
Cellular component (GO): voltage-gated potassium channel complex; membrane; cytoplasm
Molecular function (GO): potassium channel regulator activity; voltage-gated potassium channel activity; monoatomic ion channel activity
Source: RefSeq, marked validated